Daktulosphaira vitifoliae (grape phylloxera) is the source of this 1502-nucleotide messenger RNA. RefSeq lists its product as uncharacterized. The transcript is spliced from 7 exons. NCBI's taxonomy places the organism in Eukaryota, Metazoa, Arthropoda, Insecta, Hemiptera, Phylloxeridae. The record is from RefSeq and is a predicted model, not a curated record. Bases 219 to 1502 code for a protein of 427 amino acids.
ACUUACCUCUGUCAUAAUAUUUUCAUUUUAUAUUGUAGUGAUUAGUUUUCUAAUGAAACCAAUUUUUAUCUUUAAUGACUUCAUUUUACUUUGAUUUAGCAAAUUAAUAAUUUUCUUUAUAAACUUAAUUAUUACUUAAAUUAAUUUGAUAGAACACAUUCAGUUUAAUUAUACAAAUUAAUUAAUGUAUAAAUAAUUUGUUGAAAUAAUUGAAUAAUAUGGAGUCCAAGUUAAAUAGGCAGCAAAAUUUAAUGAGUACUUUAUCCAAGCCUAAGAAUUAUUCUGAACAGAAAAAAAAUACAUGGAGUAAUUUAUUACAAAAAAAAUCAGUUUGCAAAAGCACUAAGAAUUUGGAGAGCAAAAAGCAAAAUAAAAGUUCAUCAACUCAAAAUUGUUCAAAAAGUGUUCAAUGUAUAUUACCAACUUCAAAAAUAUGUCAAAGUUCUACUUCACUUUCUAUUUUCAAUCCAGUACGAACACUUCAAUUUUUAUUAAGAGAAAUCAGUCAUUUACCUAAAGUUCAAAAUCCAGAUCUUACAAAUAUUGUUCAUGAUAUGCAAAUUGUAGUGGAAAGAAUUGUAGAUGAAUAUUCAGAAUUAACUAACCAAAAUUUUAUUAAAAUAAAUGAUUUUUCAGCUAUUCCAACCAAAGGUGAACAUUUUCUAGAGAACUUAAAUGAUAAAAACAAAGAUAAAACUUAUUUAACACUUGUUAACAAAAUAUCUGAUCUUGAAAAUAAUAAUACCUUACUAACAAAACAAUGGAAAUCAGCAGAAGAAAAGCUUCUAACUGUCACUUCUGAAAGAGAUGAAUUAAUUAGGAAAUUAAAAGAUAAUUGCAAUUCAUUAGAAAAGUUUAAUAAACGUGAAAGGGACUAUUUAGACACUAUUUCGGAUCUCAAAUGUAAACUAUUGGUGAUGGAAAAGUCAACUAAUAAUAAAGAAAUUGCCAUCAAAGAGUUCACUAAAAGACUUAUGAUUUUAUCAAAAACAAAUGAAUACACAAAAAAAAAUAACUUCAAAGAACCAAAAGAAGAUGACUUGAUAAUUUUACCUAAAGAAAAUAAAUCAAAGACUAAAAAAAUCAAAUUGUAUCAAGAUUUAACAAGCCAAGAACGGUUUGAAACAAAUAGUGAACCAGUUCAAUUUGUGUUUGAUAAUGAGAUCAUAAAAAAAUCCAAUAGUAAAUUUAAAAAAAUAGAUAAUAUAUCUCCAUCAAAUACAUUAUGUCAGUUAGAAGAACAAUGUAAAGAAAACAUUGAAAAAAAUAUUGACUAUCAAUUUAAUGAAUAUAAUCAAGAAGCAACUGAUUUAUUAUCAAAUAAAUUUGAACUGGAAAAAAUAUUUAAAAAUAUAAAAGCUAAAACAAAUCUAUCGGAAAAAUGUUUUGAACAAACAAAAUUAAAUAAUGACACUGAACUGAAUGACUUAUCUGAUGAAGAAGACAAUUAUUCUGAUACAUCUAAUAUCCAGAGUGUUAAAACUCAUUCAAUAAUAAAUUAA